AUGCUUCGCUCUUCAACCACUUCUUCCUCACAUUCAGCUACGGCGGAAUGUGCAGCCUAUGCGCGCCGUUUCAUUCAAGGCGACUGGCUCCCCCUCUUCAACGAGGCUGUCGCUGCUGCUGUACCAGCAUCUCGACCGCACAAUUUAUCGUCCGCCUGGUCCACAUCUACGUUUGCUCGGUUGAACAGGGCCAAGCGGUUCGCGCAUUGCGGAGAUUGGUCGCGUUCCCUCCCUCAAACUGUCCGGCCGUUCUUCACCGCAUCUACUCUUGUCGCCCUUCAGAAGCCGCAAGGAGGCGUCCGCCCCAUUGCCAUCGGCGAGAUACUGCCGCGCUUGCUGUCUCGUUGCGUUAUUCUUCACUUCAAGCAGCAGAUUAGGGAUUUCUUCCUUCCCUCCCUGCAGUUUGGGGUCACUGUCUCUGCAGGGAUCGAGGUUAUGGCCCACACAGUCCAGUCAGCCCUCUCUCUCCACCCAGACUGGGUCGUGCUGGAACUGAAUGUGGCCAAUGCUUUCAACUUGUUCAGUCGUUCCGCUAUGUUCAAUGCUCUGCGAGACUCCCCGUUCUCCAGCCUCAUCCCUUUCUUCCGCCUCUUCUACGCCUCCCCCUCUCCACUCCAUUACCGCAGCGGCCCACUCAUCGAAAUGCUUCAGUCAUCAUCAGACCUCACACCUCCAUCAGACAUCGUCAUUGCCCUUAACGGUAUCACGGUUGCGGGAGUUCCGAUUGGUUCAGAUACCCACAUCAUCUCUACAGUACAGGACAAGCUGCACUCUUUCUCCUCAUCUCUGCCUCUUCUACAUGACCUUCAUGAUCCUCAGACUGCCUCUCGCAUCCUUUCUCUCUGCGUCUCCGCUCGUCCCUCAUUCCUCCUCCGUACUGUUGCACCCUUCCCUGAGAUAGAUGAGCUCUAUACUGACUGGGACAACAGCUUGCUCGACCAUUUUCGCCCCACACUGGUGCUCAUGAACAUCAUCCUGGUGGGGCUGCUGCUCUCCUUCGCCGCCCUGCUGCCCGCUGCCUGGCGCUACUUCCCGCCCACCUGUGGGCGACAGCAGCAGCAGUGGGACUGGGAGCGGCAGCACAGUGGAAGGUGGCAGCAGUGA
Molecule: messenger RNA, 1104 nt
Organism: Closterium sp. NIES-65
Lineage: Eukaryota; Viridiplantae; Streptophyta; Zygnematophyceae; Desmidiales; Closteriaceae
Source: the annotation of a GenBank genome assembly